Messenger RNA from Penicillium vulpinum, 2430 nucleotides. RefSeq names its product S8 family peptidase. Gene Ontology annotation, biological process: proteolysis. Gene Ontology annotation, molecular function: serine-type endopeptidase activity. The transcript is spliced from 4 exons. The annotation marks the transcript as partial. NCBI's taxonomy places the organism in Eukaryota, Fungi, Ascomycota, Eurotiomycetes, Eurotiales, Aspergillaceae. The record is from RefSeq and is a predicted model, not a curated record.
AUGGCUACUGAGGAUCCGAUAGACUUUGCACGCGCCGCCAUAUCCCAGGUAGCCACCAUCGCAUGUUCACUAGGUGCGAAGUUGAAACUACCGGUGUGCGGGCGUCUUGGAGGCGAGCUCUACAUAGUCGCCGACUACAUCGACAGGGUCGGCCUGGACCAAGAGAAGCGACUACGAUUACGAAUAUCCAAGUUACUGCGCGAUGUGGAGGCCAUAUGCAAUUGGCCCCACGAAGUACCUAGAAAUGGCUACCCGCUCCUUGAAGCCAUAUGGGAGUCGUUGCCAGGCACAACAUCCUAUGAACACGCGCAAACGAAGAUACAGCGAGGAAUUGGACGGCUUACGGGAAACUCUCGCGUUGCUGAAGAAGUCAUUGCUCAUAUUCAGAAAUUCACCAGGUCCGAUCGCAGGUCAGCUAAACGCGACGAACGAGACGAUACGACUUUCACAAAAAGAGCCACUCGACCAAAAUUGUCCCGGUAUGCCAACGAGUUGACCUAUCGCACGCUGCGCGAGCAAAUGUACUGUACAUGUCAAAGGAAUGGAUUGAGAGAGCAAAUGCAGAGAGAACAUCUGGUGUCUCUCUUGCUGCGGCCACCUUCCCCCCAAUCGAGCAGUAACACCUUGGCGCAGUUUGAAAUGCUUUUUUCCUCGACUCCUUUUUGGGAUGAUAACCAUCUCGACCACUGGCAGGAUGUGGAGCUACUCGUGUCAAACAGCAUUCUUACCGGCAACCAAAAACACGCCCGGUUUGUGGACAUAAACAGUGCACACGAUGAAGAUGAUUUGGCAAAUCGUCUGUCUUCAAAACCAAUGCGGCGACUCGAACAAGGUCAAUUUUGUACGUUGAUUGGCCAGGCAGCAAAUGGGCGCCUUUGCGUCGCCAUUCAGAAGGAGGGACUCCAGCAUUGCAUCGAGCCUCUUAAGCAAAGAAUCGAUCAUGCCCCGGGAAUAUCAUUAGCGAAGAUUCUUACGAGCAACUGUCGACUGACAGCUCGUAUGAAACUUGUGCUGGCCUAUAUUAUAGCCUACUCUGUCUGGCAGUAUUACGAUUCAGAAUGGAUGAAGACACAAUGGACAAGCGAGACCAUCCAUUUUAUCAAGGAAAAGACUGCUGCUAGGGAUCAGGCCAAACUUUUUACCUGGAAGCCUUAUCUAGCGGUGCAAUUUAAUGACAAAGAUCCACAGUCCUACGAAUAUAACAGGAUCGAUGGAAUUGUCCAUUACUAUCCAAUAAUCAGAGCCCUAGGUAUUAUGCUGGUCGAGAUCGGCAUCGGGCGUCCACUUUGCAAGGAUGAGCAGCGCUCGCAACCAUUGGCCGCCAGGUUGAAUGGCGAGCUGCUGGAAGCCGUUGACUGCACGAGAGAUGAGAGGCUCUGGAGGAACUUUGACUACCCUGACUAUAUGAGUGCGGCUCGCCAUUGCCUGGAGCCUGGCACAUUUGAUCAGGAAUUUGACAUCGAAGAAUCCUCCAGUCAUGCAGAGAAGCGACGUCUCAAUCAGCGGAGGAACAUUUUGUACGACAAGGUUGUGUUUCCGCUUGAAGAUCUGCUCCAGGGCACAAAAUGGAUUGAGGGGUAUACAAAAAUCAAUCCGCUAGAUAUGCCUGCUGAAGUCUCAACAAUACAAAAUCUGAAUAUGAUACCGGAAGAUUCUGAUUCGCGCAAAAUUUCGAGUCCUAAGAAGAGCCGUACUCGGAGUGAGAAAGAUGCCAGCAAAUGGCUUUCACGCCUAAGAGGUUUCAAUCGUGAGCUGGCUCAAGUUGCAACAGCAGUUGGAUUGGGUGAAAAUUCGCGGCGAGUACGUAUCGCAGUUUUGGACACUGGAUAUGACAAUAAUGCUCCUUUCUUCUUUUCUCCCGGUGUUCAGAGUCGCCUUCGAGGCUGGAAAGAUUGGGUGGAUGGGUCUGACGAACCCGAAGAUUGCCAUGGACAUGGCACCCAUUUAGUGUCCCUCAUCCAGAAUUGUGCACCCGAAGCAGACAUUUAUGUCGCACGAAUUGCCAAAAAACCGAGUGAGCUCUUGAAAUCCAGCGAGAAUGUUGCAAAGGCAAUUCUUUGGGCAACUAGCGAAUGGGAAGUUGACAUAAUUUCCAUGUCAUUUGGUUUUUCAGACGAGCAGUCAUGCAUUAGUGAUGCUAUCCGUGAAGCGCUAUACAGAAGGAGAGACUCAAUCCUUUUCUUCGCUGCAGCGUCUAACGACGGAGCGAACGACAGGGAGAUGUUCCCGGCCAGACAUGAUUCUGUUAUCUCAAUCCGUGGGACCAAUGCAUAUGGCGACUUUGAGUAUUUCAACCCACCUAAACACGAGAAUGAAGCCGCGGUCUUCGGCACACUUGGUGUAGAUGUUCUAUCUGCAUGGGCCAAUUCCGAUGAGGAGAAGCUCCCCCACGUCAUCCAAAUCCUCAUCAAACUCCUCUUCAUCAUCGUU